This is a messenger RNA of Styela clava, 1581 nucleotides long. RefSeq lists its product as uncharacterized. Gene Ontology annotation, cellular component: extracellular region. NCBI's taxonomy places the organism in Eukaryota, Metazoa, Chordata, Ascidiacea, Stolidobranchia, Styelidae. Gene Ontology annotation, molecular function: cytokine activity. The record is from RefSeq and is a predicted model, not a curated record.
UUUAUAUAUAUAUAUAUCAGCAGAAAUAGAAAUAAAAUCAGCAAUUGUGUAAAUACCACAAACACCAUGUUUGUGUUUUUGGCAACAUUAAUGAUCGCUUCUUCCUUUGGAGGGGAAAUAAAACACGAAUUGGAUACAUCAGAAAUGCAGGAUGUUUCUCUACAGUCUGAAUGUCAAGCUAUCGAGGAAUUGCAUGAAAGAAAACAGUGCGAAUUCGUUUUUGAAAAUGACUACAUAAAAUGGUCAGAGAAGAUGCUUGCUGAUGAUAAAUUUGUUAGUGAGUUGGAGGUUGUUCACACUACGGUUUUUGACGUAAGAAACAGCAAAAUAUCAAGAAGAAAACGGUCUGUUAAAGAUGAACGAAACACCUGCCCGAUAUUGGAUGUGUCAAACCCUGCCUAUACCCCAAUACGGCUGCGCAGCACUUCACCUUGGGAAAUGUAUAUUACUCAAGAUGCUAAUAGAAAACCAAUGAGGAUGAUUCAAGCUAGGUGUCUCUGCAGUGGAUGCAUCGAUGUUCGCACAAAUACGGAAGACAGAACGAAUGUUUUUAGUGAAGCGCUAGUUUUAAGUGUGCCCGUGUUAAAAAAUGGAAAAAUGAUGACAGAAGAGGUGGCAAUUGGCUGCACAUGCGUGGCAUCUAGUAGUCUACCCAUAGGAAACCUAGAAGAAAAGUAAGUCAUGAAAACUUCGACGAGCGCAGAGGGUUAUAUAUAUACAUAUACCCUUAGCUUAGAGGAUUUCAAUUUUUCCAAUCCUUUUCCUUCAUGUUCAAUUCGCCUUUGUAGAUAACAAAUAAAAUUAUAAUCAUUGCAUGUGAAAUAUGAGUAUUGAUUUGCACAUAUGAAGUGGCAGAUUGGAUCAUAAACUUUUGCUGCCGAGUUCUAGAAAAAUACUGUAGACGCCUAGAACCACACGCGCUGGAGAUGUAACUGGUGUGCAAAGUAGAGGUAAGAUCGGGUACAAAAAUUUGAGCCCGGCCCGACCCUGGUCCGUGGGUAUUAAACCCGACUCGAGUCCGACUAAUUAACUGGCCCGACUAAUUUGCAGGCCUGCGCCCGAAGCAAACCCGAAAUUCCAUAUUUUAUUUAGGGAGUUCAUUGAAUUGUCAUUGCAAGAGUCCAGUACAGUAUGUGUCGUGUUAAAGAGCCAACUUCUGUUUUUUUGCAGACCCCGGCUUUUUGUAGCCAAAACACGAUCGAAACGCCUCAUAAAAAAGUCAGCGAUAGAGAAGCCCGAUCCGAACGUAUUGAUUGACAUUUAAGGCCCGAAUUUCGGGUCGGGUCAGGCUUCAGUUCUUAGCUCCAGUGCAAAGUACAUAACUCUUGAUGUCAAGCCGAGGUAUAUUUCUCAAUAUUGCCAAUUGAUUAUAGUUCGCCAUUGUACGCGACCAUUGAAUUGGCCCAUAAAUCAGCCUUGAGCGUCCUACUAUUGCCAUUCUUAACUUGAAAUAAGAAUAUAGAGGCGACGGUUAUGAUCAUGCAACACAAUGAAUAUAAACACAAGUAAUUACUUAUCGAUCUUAAGAUCGGUAAGUAUGUUGAUAGGUAGUUGUCUGUUUGUCUGUCUGUUAGAUACACG